Molecule: messenger RNA, 690 nt
Organism: Macrosiphum euphorbiae (potato aphid)
Lineage: Eukaryota; Metazoa; Arthropoda; Insecta; Hemiptera; Aphididae
Source: the annotation of a GenBank genome assembly
AUGCCUAAAAAAAGGCAUUUUAAAAAGCCAACUCUCGGCAACAACCCUAAAAAUAUCAUGGACAUCAACGAAAAGACAACCCAAAACACAGAUAGCUCCCCCACCACCAUGGAUACAUCAUACACCGAUGAAAACCUCAAGGAAACAACAACCAACUCACCAGCCACACAGGAAUCACCCGUCCAGGAAAAAAGACCCGCACCAUCAACAUCUAGCUCCAGCUGCCAGGAUAACACGUCUAUCGCGAAAACCCCAACCGUUUCUACACCUCCCCAAACAGAAACCGUAAGGACACGGACCACCAACGGUAUACUCGAAACCAAAUUAAAAGAAUCAGCCAAAAACCCACAACCCCCUCAAAAAAAACCAAAACGCACAAACUCGAUUGAGCAGAUAAUAUUGAAACUUGAUGAAGCGCUACUUCCCGCAAAAAAGGCUUUUGAAAAUAUCCCAAACCUAAAAAUCAACUACAAUCAAUUUAAAUACAUCAUUGAAAACACACUUUCCGAGCCAAACCCCUCCCACAUCGUAGAGGCACUCAACAUCUCAACCAUGGAAAUGAUUGUAAUUAUCGACACGGUGCGCCCGAAAAUUAAUAACCUUAGCAUCAAGAAUAGACUUACGAGACUAGCUAAAACACUUCUCUCGUCUCUUUCAGCUGUCCCCACCGACACUUCCCUAUCCCAAUAA